This is a messenger RNA of Humulus lupulus (European hop), 435 nucleotides long. RefSeq names its product probable diphthine methyl ester synthase. Bases 1 to 435 code for a protein of 144 amino acids. Gene Ontology annotation, molecular function: diphthine synthase activity. NCBI's taxonomy places the organism in Eukaryota, Viridiplantae, Streptophyta, Magnoliopsida, Rosales, Cannabaceae. Gene Ontology annotation, biological process: protein histidyl modification to diphthamide. The transcript has 4 exons. The record is from RefSeq and is a predicted model, not a curated record.
AUGGAUUUCCUACUAAGAGCAACAACUCACACUGAUCUUGUUGUUCGGGCAAAGAAAUUGGGUAUUGUUGUCAAAGUAAUACACAAUGCUUCAGUGAUGAAUGCCAUUGGAAUUUGUGGGUUGCAACUCUAUCGUUAUGGAGAGACAGUGUCAAUACCAUUCUUUACUGAAACCUGGAGACCAGACAACUUCUAUGAGAAAAUUCAAAGCAACCGGAAUCUUGGUCUACAUACUCUCUGCUUAUUAGAUAUUCGUGUGAAGGAACCCUCCCUGGAAUCUUUAUGCAGAGGGAAGAAGCAGUAUGAACCACCUAGGUACAUGACAAUAAAGAUUUCCAUUGAGCAGCUCCUGGAAGUUGUACAAGCAAAAGUAGAAUCUAUUUACAAUGAAGACACAGAGUGUGUUGGUUUUGCUAGAAUUGGAAGAUCAGAUUAG